UCAGGCGCACGUGCAGCGGUCGACCAACGUGCGUCUCGCCAAGGACCGCCGCUACAUGCGGCUCAAGUUCGAAGAACGCAUGAGUGAGCUGCGACAGAACGUUUUGGCCGAGGCUACUGCGGCUACUGCCGUCUCGCCCGAGGCUAACGGCUUGCCUCUGAACGGCCAAGUUGGGACAGCAGGUGGCGUGGCUGUGACUGCGCCGGCCCCGGCCUGACCUGCCCGUGCUUCUGAUCAAGCCAAUGCCAAAGCGCAAGGCUAAGCCGAAGAGCCACGAGCAGAAGAUGCGAGACGCUGUUGCAGCAGCCCGUCCUGUCGUUGCAGCGCAGGUGUCGCCCCCCAUCAUGUCCUGGGAGGAGCACCCCCGAAAUCUGAUCCCUGAGCUGUGCCGCCAGUUCUACGAUCUGGGAUGGGUCACCGGCACUGGCGGUGGCAUCAGCAUCCGGCAUGGGCACGAGAUCUACAUCGCGCCGUCAGGGGUUCAGAAGGAGCGGAUAGCUGCGGAGGACCUCUUUGUGCAAGACAUGGAGGAGCGCUUCCUGUCGGGGCCUCCGCCGCACAAGAAGCUGCGCAAGAGCGAAUGCACGCCCCUCUUCAUGAACGCCUUCACACUGCGUGGUGCGGGGGCAGUGAUUCACACUCACUCCAAAGCAGCUGUGCUGGCAACCCUCCUUUACCCGGGCACCGAGUUUCGGAUCACCCAUCAGGAAAUGAUCAAGGGCAUCAAGAAAGGUCAGUCUGGCAUCAGCUACCGCUACGACGAAGAACUGGUGGUUCCCAUCAUCGAGAACACACCUUUUGAGCGGGACCUCAAGGAGAGCAUGCGAGAAGCGAUGGAGCGAUACCCGGACACUUGCGCAGUGCUGGUGCGGAGGCACGGUGUCUACGUCUGGGGUGACUCCUGGCAGCGAGCCAAGACCAUGUGCGAGUGCUACGACUACCUCUUUGACAUCGCCGUGCAGAUGAAGCGUCUGGGCAUAGAUCCAAUGCUUCCUCCAGAGCCGCAGCAGAAUGCCGCAGCCGCGACAACGCUUGCCGAAGCAGUCCAGGUUGCGACGACAGGUGAAACGGAAGCAGUGUCCGUGGACCCACCCAGCACCCUCACCACAGCUGUCUGGCGAGUUGGCCGAUGCUCCGGGAUUCAUGCUCAACCUGAACGGUCCGGUCUCGACCGAGGGCCAAACCACCUACGUCGUCUACACGUGAGACCCGGAUUGCACCAAGUGCCUUUAGGAACUUGCCGUCUAGCUGCAAGGACAGCAGUGCAACCCAUGUGACGACACGCUUCACUUGAUUCGGGGCCGAGACGAAAGCUAGCUAGGAUUCCUCAUAAAUGCAGUGUUAUGGAUGUUAGUUCAUGCUAUUACCCCUGCGACCACUUGAAGCACAGGAAAUGAGAAUUGUGGUGGUAGUACUGAUUAGAGAAUGCGAUACGCAUUUGCUCAGACAGAUAGCAUUGUAUGUAAUAAGAUAGAUUUGGCAAUCUUUCCAGUGUUACAUUUAUUAGGAAAAAAGAUUUUGUACCCAUGAGAUACUGUGUUAAUACAAAACUGGAUUCACAUUGCCUCAUGCAAGAGCUCUAUGGCUUGUACAUAUUUUGCAGUUACGAACUGAUAGCUCAAACUUAAUGAGGACUGCCAGAGUUCUUGUGAUUGGAAUUUCGUGUCUUUUCAGUUUGCGAAUAAGUUACUUCAUUUCAAAAGUGGUCGAGAACGCUUUUCGGUGCUUUGUUGUGCAACACUGCUGAUUUUGACUGUUGUCAUUAUUUUGCUACAAGCCUAAGAAAGUCGAGUUAAUGUAUCUGCCAAAGCUCUACCUUCUGGCAACAUCAGCAGAUGUUGGCUGCCUUCUACUCUAUGAAUGUUGGUGCAUUUGUUCGAACAGUUGUUAAGUGACCAAUGAAGGGGUUCCAGCUACCAUUUUUUUU
Messenger RNA from Rhipicephalus microplus (southern cattle tick), 1927 nucleotides. RefSeq lists its product as uncharacterized. Lineage: Eukaryota; Metazoa; Arthropoda; Arachnida; Ixodida; Ixodidae. Gene Ontology annotation, molecular function: methylthioribulose 1-phosphate dehydratase activity; metal ion binding. The record is from RefSeq and is a predicted model, not a curated record. Gene Ontology annotation, cellular component: cytoplasm.